Branchiostoma floridae (Florida lancelet) is the source of this 2030-nucleotide messenger RNA. RefSeq names its product interferon-induced protein 44-like. The transcript has 8 exons. Lineage: Eukaryota; Metazoa; Chordata; Leptocardii; Amphioxiformes; Branchiostomatidae. The record is from RefSeq and is a predicted model, not a curated record. Bases 116 to 1270 code for a protein of 384 amino acids.
CAGUAAAGUGCGCUUCCCGCUUAAACAGCAAGGUGACGCUUCUGCUUUGUAUGACGACGGGGCUUACGGACCGACGUUUGGAGGCUACGACUGGGUUUCCUUCACCGGGUCCGGGAUGAAAUCCUCCUUGUUGGGCCCACCUCACUCCCGAGUUGAAGCCCAGGGGGCCAGGGGUAAUAUCGGGAACUCUUAUUCCCCCCACGGGACCGACAGAGCGGUGUCGUAUGAGGAGUUUGGGGGGCUAGAGGCGUACGGAUAUCUGACUGGCACCUUCUGCGCCGACCUGGACUACAAGGACAUCGAAGUCUACACCAUCAGAGACAAGCCAGUCGUUAUCAGUGGAAAGAGAGCGGAUGCUAGUCCAAAUGUGCCGAGGCUUAAAGAGACAGCCUGGAGGACCAUGGAGUGGACUGUUAGUACAAGAGAUGACCUGGUGCGAGAAGUGAGUGAGUACCGUCCCCUGGACAGCACUAAGGUUCCACAAGCACAGAUCCUGCUGUUGGGCCCGGCAGGGGCAGGGAAGUCCAGCUACUUCAAUACCAUCAACUCCAUCUUCAGGGGCCACGUGACGUCACAAGCUGUCACUGGGAUAGCGCCGCACAGCCUGACUAACAAGUUCCGGCGGUACGAGGUCCGGUCCGGCAGGGACGGCGGUGCGCUGGGGUUCCGCCUGUGCGACACGAUGGGUCUGGAGGACGGGCAGGGUCUGGGCGUGGCAGACAUACCCUACCUGCUGGGCGGGAACGUACCUGACAGGUACCAGUUCAACCCAGCCGUGUCCAUCGAUCCCAGCAUCCCCGAGUUCAAGGUCAAACCUCCCCUGGCUGAGACCAUCCAUUGCGUCACGUUCGUCAUCGACGCAUGCGUGAUGAGCGUUUUGUCGCAAGGCAUUGUGGAUAAAAUUAAAGGCUUGCGGACAAAAAUCAACGAGCGAGGUAUCCCGACAGUGGUAUUAUUGACUAAAGUGGACGAGGUUUGCCCAGAGGUGGCUAAGGACCUAUCCGUGGUGUACAGCAGCGCAUUUGUACAGGAAAAAGUAAAGGAGCUGAGCGGAAGGCUCGGAGUUUCUGUGUCCAAUAUCCUCCCAGUCAAGAACUACGCCACGGAGAUGGAACUAGACCGGAGGGUUGAUAUCCUGGCUCUCACCGCCCUCAGACAGAUGCUGCGCUUCGCCGAUAACUACUUUGACGACUUCGAUGAGGACCAAGAAGAAGAGCAUGACGGGAGUGACGUCGAACCAGUCGACAUCAUUCAUGUGUCCACUAAUUGAUGAUUUUGGGCGUUUGUUUACAGCGGGUGGAUUAGGUCAUGCUGGUGUGAUUAUAUGGAUGACAUUCUCUGAGAAGCCCCAAACUGACCACAAAAAAAAAACAGUUUGGCCAAAACAGUUGCCUUCAUUGUUGAAUUUAAGUGAUCAGUAAGGUUUAACGAAUGAGUAAACACACAGAGUAUGGUAUAUAUACCAAAUAAUAGUCUACGCCCGUUUUGGACACAUACGUACACUUUGACCUCACUUCUGUUAAAGAAUAGAUUGUGGAUAGACCGGUUUUUAAGAUGUAAAGGUCUAAAACAGUCUACGCCCGUUUGACCUCGCCUCUGUUAAAGAAUAGAUUGUGGAUAGACCGGGUUUUAAGUAGAUGCAUGUAUAUAAUGUAAAGACGUCGACAGCUUGGAGAGUUAAGGUGGGAAUAUUUUCACAGUACAACUUCUAGAUAUUCUAGAAAGCCAUCUCUCUCACUGCACAUGACCUUGGUUUGAUAGUUAAUCUGAUAGUUUGUAAGUGGUGAAAAUAUGUUUCAAAGUGUUCAAAUACCUUCCCAAAUGAAAAAAAACUACUGUAAACGUACUAUAGUCAUUAUGUUUUCUGGCUCUCACAUUGAAUCUAUGAUUUGAGUGAUUUUAUCCAUAAAUUUCACUUGCGAAGAUCGUAACAGUUAUGGUUUUAGGUAGCUUCAGUCAGGCUAACAUCCAAGGCCCAGUCGGGCUGUUUGUGGAAACCACUGAAAACAACAAGUGACCGUAGGUAACAU